Geodia barretti is the source of this 1341-nucleotide messenger RNA. Lineage: Eukaryota; Metazoa; Porifera; Demospongiae; Tetractinellida; Geodiidae. The record is from the annotation of a GenBank genome assembly.
AUGUUCCCGCAACACGUUUUUCCCGAUACUGCCGAAAUUGACGGGCAGGGGCGGCUGGUUAUUGGCGGCUGCUCUGCCCUGGACUUGGCCGAGGAGUACGGCACCCCCGUCUACGUGCUGGACGAGGCCACCCUGCGCAACCGGUGCCGCAGCUACCGCGCCGAGUUCGAACAGCGCUGCCCCGGAGCCCAGGUGCUCUACGCCUCCAAGGCCUACAUCAACCCGGCCCUGGCCCAGAUUUUCAACGAGGAGGGCCUGGGCCUGGACGUGGUAUCCGGCGGGGAACUGGCGGUGGCCAUCGCCGCCCAGUUCCCUCUGGAAAAGGUCUAUUUCCACGGCAACAACAAGACAUCCGACGAACUGGCCUACGCCGUCGACCAGGGCAUCGGGCGGAUAGUGGUGGACAGCUUCCACGAACUGGACCUGCUGAACCGCAUAGCGGGAGAAGCGGGCAAGGUGCAGGACAUACUCAUCCGGGUGUCGCCGGGAAUUGACCCGCACACCCACGCCUACACCACCACCGGCAUCAUCGACUCCAAGUUUGGGUUCUCCAUCCAGACGGGGCAGGCCGCCGAGGCGAUCCGACAAGCUCUGGCCCUGAGCCGGAAUGGGGGCAACCUGACCUUAAAGGGACUGCACUUCCACCUGGGGUCGCCCAUCUUCGAGCUGGAACCCUACCAGGCCGCCGCCACCGACCUGGUGCUGCGGUUCGCCGCCGGAUUCCGGGAAGAAGGGCUGGACCUGCAGGAAUUCAGUCCGGGCGGCGGGUUUGCCAUCGCCUACACCCGGGACCAGGAACCACCGGCCAUCGGCGAAUACGCCGAGACCAUCGUCGCAACACUCAAGGCCACCUGCGGGGAGCUGGGGCUGGCCAUACCCACCCUUUUGAUAGAGCCGGGGCGGUCCAUCGUGGGCCCGGCGGGGGUCGCGCUGUACCGCAUCGGAGCCAUCAAGGACAUCCCCGGGGUGCGGAAGUACGUCAGCGUGGACGGGGGCAUGGGCGACAACAUCCGACCCGCCCUGUACCAAGCCAGCUACGAGGUGGUGUCGGCGGGGAAGGUCAAUUCCAGCACCAGCGGCAACGGUACUUACGCGGAGGAGAAAGUCACCAUCGCGGGCAAAUACUGCGAAUCGGGCGACGUGCUGGCCUCGGACAUCAUGCUGCCAACGCCGGAGCCGGGGGACAUCAUCGCCAUCCCUGCCGCCGGAGCCUACUGCCCCUCCAUGGCCAGCAACUACAACCUGAACCCGCGUCCGCCCAUGGUGCUGGUCAAGGACGGGAAGAGCCGCCUGAUCCGGCGGCGGGAGAGCUACGCGGACAUGAUGCUUUGCGACGUUUAG